AUGCUGCCUUUUUCUGACAUUUGUUCAGGGCCAGCUAUGGCUACGUCUUCAAAUACCCCCCUCCCACAAGAUGAUGGUCUGUGGAUGUUUCUUCAGAGCCGAGGGAUUCCUGAGAAAAAUAUUCAGAAAAUGCAGCAAGAUCUUAUUGACAGCUCGGUAGUUGGAGAAAUAGAUGAUGCCACUAUGACUGCUUACAUUCCAGCAUAUGGUGAUAGGAUUGCUACAAGGCGUUUCUGUAUGGAAAAACAGAGAAAGGGUGGUGAUGAUCUAAAAAGACAGUCCUUAUUUGAAAAACUUAGAAGAAAGUUGGGCACAUUGACAAGCAAUAAAGACACAGAUCAAGAUUUUGAGGAGGAGCUUUCUAUGCAGCCAACAAAGAUACAUCUGAGAAAUAACAAAAGGGCCGUGAAGAUGACAAGGAAAAUAGAACUAGGAUGGAUACACGACAAGAAACAAGUGAGAAAACGCAAUGGUGGAGGAACCAGAGUUCUUGAUAUUUCCAAGAAAGCCACAAAAACAGAGAUUCUAUCACAAGCUAAAAAGCUAUUUUUCCCCAAUGACAAAUCGAGAAAGGGAAAGUGGGAAGAGUUCAGUCACAACAUUGUUGACUUUCAGGAAGCAUACCUUGAUGAGGGUGUUAGUGUGGGAGAGCUCUAUGAGACACAUCAAUUGGGGAUUUUAAGAUUUUACUUGUUCACAGAGCACCAGACAAAUGAAGAUGAAGUGUUCACAGAGAUGACAAAAGGAACUGAUGAACAGACAGAUGCAGCGAGGCAAAAUGAGCGACAGAAAAACGCAACAGAAGAUAAUGAGCAGUUGACACAAAAAACACAUGACAGUGAACAGCAGACACAUACUGUAGAAGAUGUUGUCUCUACUGCUGUAGAGAUUGUUGAUCUUACAUCUUUGUGUGAUACAUCAGAGGUCAUUUUUUUGCCCUUUGCAAGGUGGACCAUUUUUAGAAGAUCUCGAUGACACAAUCUUACAUGAGCCUAUAGAAGAGGCACAGAUAAACAUCAACGCCUACAGCUCAACUCCUCUCCAUUCUGACACAGUGCCUGCUGGCCCCUUAAGUCCUACUUAUGAACCUUUGCAUGUGAUGGUGAAACUCCACAGAGUCAAUCUCUUGGAGGAACUGAUUACUCAAUUCAAGGAUGAAGUGAUUAUGUCCUACUCUGUGAAAUACAGCUUCAUUCAUGAAAUAGGGGCAGAUGCUGAUGGUGUGUCCAGGGAUGUAUAUGCUGCCUUCUGGACAGAGUUUUUAGACUGUGCAGCAGAGGGUGCAGAUAUGAGAGUACCAUCACUAUCCCCAAAAUGGCAAGAAGAAGAAUGGAAAUCUGUUGGUAGGAUAAUGGUCAAGGGAUUAAAGGAACAGAACAGGCUGCGCAAUUGUUUUAUUGCGCAAUUCUCAAAUUUUUCACACUCUCACGCCUCAGGGUGUCAGGUUACAGGUUACAGGCCUUUUUACACAGCAGGCUUCUAGGCAGAGGGGUUCUCUUUGUUUUAGGCCUUUUAAAC
This is a messenger RNA of Tachysurus fulvidraco (yellow catfish), 1518 nucleotides long. RefSeq lists its product as uncharacterized. The transcript has 2 exons. NCBI's taxonomy places the organism in Eukaryota, Metazoa, Chordata, Actinopteri, Siluriformes, Bagridae. The record is from RefSeq and is a predicted model, not a curated record. Bases 1 to 975 code for a protein of 324 amino acids.